Nematolebias whitei (Rio pearlfish) is the source of this 634-nucleotide messenger RNA. RefSeq names its product polymerase (DNA-directed), epsilon 4, accessory subunit (gene pole4). Lineage: Eukaryota; Metazoa; Chordata; Actinopteri; Cyprinodontiformes; Rivulidae. The coding region runs from base 114 to 506 and encodes 130 amino acids. The transcript has 4 exons. Gene Ontology annotation, cellular component: epsilon DNA polymerase complex; nucleus. Gene Ontology annotation, molecular function: protein heterodimerization activity. The record is from RefSeq and is a predicted model, not a curated record.
GAAGCACAUGCUAACGCGCUGCUACUAAUGUUGUCAUGUGUGAUAUGUAACACCCAAGAGGUUUGAGUAUUAUUUUUUUUAAGGCUAUACUAUCUUUUGUGAAUUAUCAGAAAAUGUCAGUAGCGGUAGAAACGCCUGUAGCCUCCACGGAGCACGACUCUGAGCGGUGUGGGAGCGAGGAGGACAACCGCGGAGUCGAGUCGGAGGAGCGGAGUCAGCAGCCGACAGGCCCCGCCGCAGCAGCCUCCGUGUCCCACAACCGGCUGUCCAAACUCCCGCUGACCCGCAUCAAAGCUCUGAUGAAGACGGACCCAGACGUGUCCCUGGCCAGCCAGGAGUCUGUGUUCAUCAUCGCUAAAGCCACGGAGUUGUUUGUUGAGAUGAUUGCCAAAGAUGCUCUGGUGUACGUCCAGCAAGGAAAAAGAAAAACCUUGCAAAGAAAAGACUUGGACAAUGCAAUAGAGGCCAUAGAUGAGUUUGCAUUUCUUGAAGGCACGCUUGAUUAAAGGCUUUUUACAAGAUCGCAUCUGCAAUCAUCUAAGAGGCGUUUCAUUACAGAGUCACUGAAACUUCCUGUUUUUCUUACACCGAACUCACAGAUCAGACGUUCAUAAAUGUUUUUCUACAACUGGUC